ACUGCUAACACAUCUCGGCUCGUGUUUACAUUAACUCUUCAGGAAGCUCUUCAGCUACACUGACGAUUGGACACUUCAUGUUUUGAUGUAUGGAAUUCCCUGUUUAAACACACAGCUCGCAAAAGUAGGAUAUUUUGCAGGAAAAGACCAAAAGUAAAAGAAUAAAAAUAUGAACGAAAAAUUAUAAUAAUGGAUGGAUUAUUGGCGUGUAUUUUUGUAGGCCCCUGAAAAUAUUCCAAUGUGAUUGUUUUACCAUAGGAUGAACGAUAUAUGGGAUAAAAAUUAUAUUGGAAAUUUUCAAACAAGUUUUCUGCAACAAUUCUGCAUAUUAGGAUAUAUUUACCUACUAAUCAAGGCACCAAUAUUAUCUCUCGUUCUUAUUAGUCUUUUCAAUUUGCAAUUGGACAUUUCUAAAGAAAAAGCAAUGAGGAAUUUCAUAUUUACGUCAAGUUAUUACAUCCAUCUUCUAACUUGAAAGCUAUAAACGUUGAGCAGGAUGCAUUUCGUAAUGCCUACUGGUGCUUUGACGCAGUCAAAAUGUGGGCCUGUGCUAUUUAAAUUUAAACUUAAUAAUUCUUCAAAAUCAAGAAAUCAACUCUUAAAUUGGAUUUUACCUGAGUGUGUCUGCGUUUUGCGGAGGGCUCUGGCAACAUAGUGGACUGCCAACCCUCCUAGUUCGGAAAACCUUGGGAUGAUUUAAAGAUCCCUGGUCAAGAUGGUUUUCCAUAAAAUGAAGGCUUCUCUGCAACUAUCACUGACGGAUCAGCUGCUUUCCCAGCCUUCAUAUCCCUAGUCACAUCAUCUACCCUACAUAACGAGCCGGAACAGAUAACAGAAAGCAUUUUCCAUGGUAUAACUGGUAACUGGAACUAUAUUACUAUUCUGUGUCAAGAUGUCACCAGGUAAAAGAAAAAAGAAAGAAAACCUGAGUCAAGAGAAAGACGACUCUGAGGGAAAGUCUGCCACUGUAGACAAGGAAGCCAGCAUCAUUCAAGACAACCCAGAGAUCUCGGCUAUGCUUAAAGAAAAUGCAAGUGCAGUGGCAGCUGGUGGAGGAACUAUAAACCAUGAUAUUAAUGGUACCAAUACAAUAAAAUGUGAGGCAGUUGAUAUAAAAGAGGAAAUGAAAGAUGUCAUUCCAAAAUCCAAAGAUGGUGGGACCCCAGCCAGUACUAAGGCAUCUCCUAACUCGCUCACCAAUGGCAGUAAUACCGAUACUCAAAUUAAAACUGAAGAGUUGCCCCCAAAGAUUAAACAAGAGAAUUCUGAAAGUGCAGAAAACAUUGGUCGGUCACCUGGCUCUAAUGACCUAUCAAGGACUCCAUCAACGACAGUGGGCCCCCCUACCACACAAACUCUCCCUGUUCCCUCACAGACUCAAUGUACAAACUCUGGUGCACCCCAACCACUGUCAGUUGGCAACAGCUCCAAAGCUGCCCAGCCCAACUGCCCUAAUCCUCAGGGACAGGUACAUCCUCAAAUCGCACCACAAUGUGGUCCAGGACAAGGCCCGCCUUUGGGCCAAACACCCCCACAACAAUCUCCUGGAAUGCCCCAUCCAAGUAUGGUUUCUCCUAACCAUCAACAGCAUCAGUCAACAGGUCCAAUUGAUGCACAUUUUAUGCAGCAACAUAGUCAAAUAUUUGUUUUUAAUACCAGUUUAGCAAAUCAAGCUGCAGAUUCUUACCGCCAAGGUCAACACAAAUCCAUUUUAGCAUUUCAUAUGGAUCAACCAAGAACAAAGCAAUUUUUACAGAAAUUUCCUCCAAAAGGCAACCAAUUUAACAGACCUCCAGGCGGAAUGAACAUGUAUAAUAUGGCGAAUAUGCACCAACAAAACAUGGGUUGUAUAAAGAAUACAAACAUGAACAAUAUGGGGCCUAGCCCUAAUUCAGUAGUAGCUCAGUGGGUGCAACAACAGAAUGCUAACCUCCAGGAGCAAGAAUUCCUUAAUUACUCAAACAACCCAAAUAUGAUGGGUCAAGGUCAAGGUGGAAUGAUGCCUUGGCAGGUUCCACCAGGUCAUUCUUCACAGGGACAGGUGGGAAUGUUACCGGAUAAUGCAGGGUUUGAUCCAGAGCCCUACCGCAUGUGUAGUAAAGGUCUUCCUCUCCCACAUCGAAAUUUACUGCAAGCAAAAGUUCCUGAUGACAAACUCACUCCGGAACAACUGCAGAAGAGAGAGGAAUCAUUGGCUUCCCUUCAGAAAUUGCAGCUGUUAUUAUUUCCUGAAGAACUAAAGCAGCAGAGGGGUUUCCCUCCUGGGGCUAACAUGAUACCCCCGGAGGGAAUGCAGCAUCCUCCAAAUAUGUUCCCUCUAAGCAUGUCUCCGCAUGAGAUGUCACCGCAGUCAGCUAUGAUGCAACAACAGCAGCAGCAGCAGCAGCAACAGCAGCAACAACAACAACAGCAACAACAGCAGCAGCAACAGGGACUUAUGCCGCAGCAACCUCUCCCGUCGCAGCACAUGAUGCAACAUCACCAGUUUAUGAUGCAACAGCAGAAUAUGCCGCCGCAGUUCAGCCCCCAACCGGGCAACAUAGAAAACAUUACGACGGCGCAGCGGGAAUGGGUUCGCUUACAGCAGGAAUUUUAUGCUGAGAAAAGAAGAAUGCAGCACAUGCAAAUGGCUCAACAGAUGAACCCUGGUAUGGAAAUGCCCCCUAAUUCAAUGCAUGCGUCCCCCCCUUCGUAUUACAGUUCCAUCUCACAAAAACGACAAGGAGUCGCUGGUUUAAAUGCAUCUACCUCACCUAACAUGAAUGGACCAAUGCUGUCUCCCCCUCUAUCUGGCCACGGCCAUCCUGAAUCUCCUGAUCCUAUGCAUUUAUUCCCUGGUCCUCGACGGGCCCCUUCAUUGAGCUCCCUAGAGCAGGCUGGACUUGGAAGAAUGGGUCACGGCUUUUCUCCUGGGCUUCCACCAACUGGAAAUAUGGAGCACCCUGUGGGUCACGUGUCUCCAGUUGGCCUAAACUCGCAAUUUAACAUGCCUCCUUCGGCUAAACAAAAUUCAAAUCUGACCCUACAGAGAGCUGGUAACCCAGAACAGUUUCAGCCUGAAAUGAAUGCCCCUCCAAAUUCCGGUAGCAAACCUCCUCCUAGCUAUGCACAGUCAACAAAACGAAAACGGGAAGACAUGGAUGAGAUUUACAAGAACCUGCAACCGACUCCAUCACCUCAACAGCUAAAUUACCUCAACGCAUUUGAAGGACAGGAAUUAACGAUAACAAAACAAUUAAAUACAGCAUAUCGAGAACCAAACCAAACAGGAAAUUCACAACAACCACCAACACAACAACAACAACAGCAGCAACAGCAACAACAACCACCAUCACAGCAGCAACAACAACCAUCACAACAGCCACAAGCAGGUAUACCGCCACACCCACAUCAACAACCAGGUGGUAUGCCUCCUCAUCAGCAAGCACCACAACAAACGCAGCAGCAGCAGCAACCGCAAGCAAAUAUUCCUCCACAGGCAAACAUGCCACCCCAUCAACCAGGCAUGCCUCCCCAUCCUCAUCCUCCUCAGCAACAGCAGCAACAACAACAACCAGGUAUGCCCCCACAUCCAACAUCACAACAACCAGGUAUGCCAUCCCACCACCAACCACAUCCAAACAUGCCCCCUCAUCAACAUCAUUCUGGUUUACCGUCACACCCAUCGCCUAUGUCUUCUCAAGCACCGCAGUCUAGUAUGGCCUCGCAUCACCCUCAACCCCCGGGUAUGUCCCCACAUCCACAGCCACCAUCCAAUAUGGCCACUCAUCAGUCAGCGAUGAACUCCCAUCAGAACAGUAUACCUCCACAUCCACAACCACCCACGGUGUCCGCACCACAUCAUCAACCUGGCGUAUCGCCACAUCACCCUUCAGUCGGUCUGCCGCAACAUCAACAGCCACAAGCUGGUGUCGCUACUGCUGCUCCACCUCAUCCACAACAACAUCCACCCGGAGUCCCCCACCAACCAGGUGUACCACCCCAUCAACAGUCAAGUAUGAGCAACCAAGGAAUUAGUUCCCAGCAAACCACGUCAUCACAACCGCAGGGAACGUCUCAACAGCAGAACAUGCAUUCUCAAGCGCAAGCUAUGCCUCCACAUGGCAUGUCACCCCAACAGGGCAUACCCCCACAUGGCAUGUCGCCUCAAGGUAUGCCUCCACACGGUAUGUCACCACAGCAGGGCAUACCUCCACACGGUAUGUCACCACAGCAAGGCAUACCUCCACAUGGUAUGUCACCACAGCAGGGCUUACCUCCACAUGGUAUGUCACCCCAACAAGGCAUGCCUCCACAUGGUAUGUCGCCCCAGCAGGGCAUGCCUCCUGGCAUGUCGCCUCAGCAAGGCUUGCCUCCACAUGGUAUGUCACCUCAACAGGGAAUACCGCCACACGGAAUGUCUCCACAGCAAGGCAUACCUCCACAUGGUAUCAGUCAGAGCAUGGCAUCUCAACAACAUGGCAUUCCCCCUCAUGCUAUCCCUCCACAGCAACCAGGCAUGCCUACUGAAACUCAGAGUGGUAACUUUCCUCAUAACCAAGUCAACUCUCCAAUGCAUAUAGCACCAGGCUCCAACAAAGGCCCCAUGUCCAAUUCCAGCCAAUCUUCCAGCGUUGGUCCUUUGUCCAGUCCCGGUCCGAUGUCUGGACCCUCACCAAUGUCCAGUGGUGGGAUGCGUUUGUCUCAUUAUGAUCCACCCUCAAUAAACUGUAGCUCGAACAUAUCAACUGGGGGCACCAGUACAUCCAGCAGCGUGUGUUCUGCUGCUGGUAACAAAUCUGGCAACAUGACGAAUAUCACUUCGGCCAGCCUAGCAAACCUUGCAAAGGGUGUUGAACACUUGUCACAUCAGAUGCAGCAAAACAUGAUGCAAGGGGGUCCAUUUCAUAGCAUACAGAUACAAGGUAAUGUUAGCAACCAACAGAAUUCUACAAGCACCUCACAGCCAUCUACUCCAUCUAAUCUACCUACUUCUCAAAGCCAGUGUAACAGCCCGAUGCCAGCAAACGCAGCCGUGCGCCCAGGACAGGGUUCUGUGACGCCAGAUACAAUGGCACAAGGUCAGAUGCCUGGAGUUAAUAACACUUUCAUUAAUGCUAAUAUGCAGAUACAACAGCUGAAUAUACAAUCUGUUGAUGGGCCUAGCUAUAGUCCUUCUAUGCAGGUCCAGCAAGUUCCUAAUGAAUCUUCCCAAAUGAACAUGGGACAAGUAUCUGCGCAGAGGUCGUCGGGGCCUCUGCCACCACAACAAGGUUGUGCUGGUCCAGUUCCAACAUCUGUGAACCCUAAUGCAGGAAUGUUACCAAAUGCCGGUGGGCACCCUCCCACAAGCAAACAAUCGAACUCCAAGUCAGGGAACCCUCCAAACCUCAUGAUCAACUCAAAUUCACGCAUGACACAUUCACCAAACUUUCCUGCAAAUUCUGUUGGCAAUGCCAAUAUCCAAAUCCAAGCUAAAGCCCCCAACACCAUCCAAUAUCUGCCAGCACAACCUGUUCAGAAUUCACAGAAUAUGAAUACUAAACAGCAACGGCCGGAUUUAGACUUCAUGCAAAAGCUGGCCUCACCUGGUCACACUUUAGACUGUAAACCACCUCAGAAUAAAAUGCCACGUUUUUCAGGACCUUCUUUAGGAGAAAUAAGACCUGGUAUGCCCAACCAUUCUCUUGGUAUGCCUCCAUCCCUAAUGAUGCAGAACCCUAAUCCCAACAUGGUUGGUAAUAUGCCCAGUGGUGGUAUGGCCAGUCCAGUGCAUAUGUCUCCCAUGAACAAUCCAAUGGGAGCUCUUCCUGGUAACAUGGGUCCUUGUGAUAUGAUAGCCCCUGGAAUGGGUGGACCCAUGCCCAAUAUGGGCGCAAUGAAUGGUAUGAAUCCUGGUGGGGGUAAUGUAUGUGGAGGAAUGCCUCCUCAUGGCAUGGAAGGCAGUAUGCCUCCCCAUGGCAUGCCCCAUCAGUUUAACCCCCAGAUGAUGGGUGGAGGUCCACCUGGUAUGAUGAACAAUGGAAUGAUGCAGGGGCAACAAAUAAUGCAAGGUCAUGGUAUGCAUCCAGCCAUGUCUAUGCAAGGAAUGCCUCACCCAGCCAUGCAGCGAGGCCCACGUAUGACUGCGCCACCAAAUGGCCCACCACAGGGGCCAGGAUCAAAUCCUGUUAGCCCUGGUUUUAGCCAACAAUUUCAACAAUUUCAGCAACAGCUUUACUCACAAAACCGCCCACGUCAAAUGUCCCCAAUGGGUAACAUGAUGCCCAGCCCUGGCCAGCAGUACAUGGGCGUAAUGCCUAAUAUGCCUGGUCCCACUUGAAGAGGUUCUUUCGGUUAUUUAGUGGUGCCUAAUAAUGGAAUUAUCACUUGUUGAUAUGAGGGAAAACAAAAAUAGAAAAUAGAGGCUGAUUGAUUUUUUUGCCUGCGUCUAGCAACUAUUGGGUUACUAAUAAUCGCAGAAGCAGAAGAACCUAGCUCUGUGAGUUGUCAUCAACUCCCAAAGGGCAAGUGGAAACAACAUAGAUGGUUCUUGACCAGCCUCACUCCUCAGCUUUUACCUUAGAUUAAAUCUUAAUGGAUCCAAAGCUGCUACAGUUCUAGACAUUUCAUGGAAUACAGUCUGACAUUUCGUUAGUCCAUUCUUCACCUGACCUCACCUUUUUUUUUUGUAUAUUUCCCCCCAUCCCAGUUUCCCACCCACCCACCCACAUCCAAAACAAAAUUAUAAAUAGAACUAGACCAGUUGGUCAAAUUUUAAAAAAAAAUAAUAAAUUUUUUUUGCUCCCAGAAGGGUGCAAAACAUAAACUUGCAACUUGAAACUGGAUAAAAAAAAAUUCUGACAAAACCAGCAAAGAAUAGUUGUUCCAAAACCUGCGACUGCAGAUUUCUAUCAAAGAAGUCUGUGACUGUUGAGCUGCUUAUGCAAAUCAGGGGCUUUAUCAUUUCGACUUUUAUUUCUUAAUUAAUAGAAGGACUACACGACAUUUUUUUCUUUCUUUUUUUUAUAUAUAAUAUAUAUACAGAGAUGUAAAAAUGUGAGGCUAAAAAAAAUGUGUUUAUUAAAUAAAAAAAAUAAAACACACACACACACAUCCCCCUUCACUUAAGUCUACCUUAUGUCUCUACUGAUUUAUUAUUAUCAUCAUUAUUAUUAUUAUUAUUAUCACCAUUAUUAUUAUUAUCCUCAUGUUUUUAAAUGUCCAGUCCCUCCUUGUCAAUUGAAGCUACUGCUAUUAUUAAUCUGUGUCCUGUUGAAGACCCGAUGUCAGGGCCCCUUAUGAAAAAGUAAACAAUAAAAAAAGACAAACACUCAAAGAACAAAUUCAAUUUGGUUUUUACCAUUUCCUCCCUUGAAAGACAAAGACAUAAAAAGAUGAAGAAAGAAAGAAAGAAAACAAAAAUUUAGAUGUUAUUUUUUUCUUGUUUUAUCAUAUUUUUUUCUCAAGUAAACGAAAAACAGCCAUAUCAGACUUUGUUUGUGUUUGCGUGUGUGGGUAUAUGUGUGCGGCUGUGUUGUUGACUGUGAAAAUAAUGGUGACAAUUUGGGGGGGAAGGAAAACGCUUAAAGCGUUCAGGCAUCUCAUCUUUCAGCUUCAGUUCCUUUGCCGUUCUGUCUAUACUUCGAACCUCAACUUCCUUUCGACCACACUGGCACCAACGUUACGGAACCUUUAUUUUCAACCCCCCUCAUCUGAUUACACGUGUUGGAAUCGAACCCAAUUCUCAGCAAAGGGAAGGCAACAAAGAUGUCUCGCUCUUCCCUAAUCCCCUUUUACACACGCACAUACUCACACACAAAAAAUGACAUAGAACAAUCUUCUUUUACUAUAUAUAUAUACACACAUAUAUAUGUAUAUAUAUAAACUUGUGUUACUUUAAUUAUGCUCUGGUUUGUAGGUUAACGAAUCAUCCUUCUUCUUUCUCGUUAUUGUCAUCAUUAUCAUCGUAGUCAUCAUUAUCAUCAUAGCAGCCCCUAACAUGAUAGUAAAUACUCAGUGAGGGCGGUCUCUCUCUGUCUGGUUUCACUCCUCAGUAAGAUCAGCUUCGUAUAACUGGGCUCAUAGACUUUCAAAUACCAUAAUCAUCACAUCUUCCUCUUCUUUCACAGUUUUUAGACAUUUAUUAUUAUUAUUAUUAUCAUCAUCAUUAUUAUUAUUAUUAGCAUUCAUCUUCAUCAAUGUCACCGUGCAGCGAGUCGGAAGAAACAGUAGAAGCAAGGAACAAAAUGCUUUUACAGUAAUUAGAUUUGUCUCUUAAGGGUGUGUGUUCAAAAUCCUGCUUGGUCGACUCUCACCUUCCAUCAAUCCGAGGGGUUCGAUAAAAAAUUAAGUAGCAGUAAUAUUCUUGGGGAGGGCUGAGCGCAGAGGAGGGAAUUCGAUCCAGUCAUCUCCACCUGUUCCCUAAUCAUGUAUGACCUGUGCCAUUGUCAGAAGUUUAUUAUUAUUAUUAUUAUUAUUAUUAUUAAUAUUAUUAUUAUAUCAGCCAACUUCAUUGCUGGGCCAAAUUGAUAACCUUUGGUCAAACGAAGCAGUUAGAUAAGAGAUCCCUACCCCCCCCCCGGCACAUAAAACCCCUCACUUCCUUCCCUCCCUCUCCCCAGCUUUUGUAAGUGGUUGGUGUAACAGAACAAGGAUGGACUGACCUCUUUAUAGAAAGGCUUUUUUUUUUUCUUCGGAAUCGGUCAACAAGAAGGAGCCUGAUUUCUUCAGGAAGUGUAUUAUUUUUUACUGUUGCUGCUGCUAUCGUUGCUGCUGCUGUGGAAAGGAAAAGAGAGAAGUAUAUUUUAGCAGGUGUAAUAGUCAGGUGGGAGAGCGUGCAUUCUGCACCUACCACUAACGUUAGCAUAACAUAAUAACCCCGUCCUUUCCCCCGAUCCUGAUUUGGAAUAUUUCUGGAGCCUACUAUCUGUCUGGUUUUUACUUUAGAACAAAAAUAUUAGAAGAAAGGAAGAAAAAUAUCUUUUUUCAGUUGUGGAUUUUUCCUGCCUUGUUUGGACAUUUUUGAUUUUUUUUUUUUUAACUUACACACAUCAGACAUAACAACUUAUAAUUCCUGCCCCUACCUUAAUAUCUUAUGUUUUACAUUAUAUGUCCCCUAUAACAACACAUAAGGCCCACGUCAGCUGCUGCAAAAACGUGAAGAUACGUCUUGAGUAAAAUAUAAAAGAAAAAAAAUGGAAAAAAAUAAACUCUGUAAAGUUAUCUGUAAAUAAAGGACGGUCGAAGGAUGUUCUUCAGUGCAUGGAGGGGUGGGGAAAAUAAAAAAAAAAAAGCACCAAGCCCUUCCCCCUCCCCUUUUACUCUUUUUUUCAUAUUCAGCAAUAGGGUGCUGGGUGGGGCUUAGGAGGUACCAAAAAAAAAAUUAAAGAAAAAAAUAGAAAACGAAACAACAAAAAAUAAAUGUUUUAUAAGCUGUGCUAGGUGCAGUACAGUGAUAUCGUGACCAGGCUGCAGCAUUCAAGGAUCUUGCUACAAGAAUAACUGAACUGAAAGAGAGCUUGAUGCAUGGUGUCGGGGGGCGGGGGCAUGUGGAGCCAUGGGUUAUGCUUCACUUUAUCAGGUUUUAUGAUAAAAUAUAUAAAAUAAAGAAAUGCUGGAAGGAAGCUGUCCAUUUGAAAUUCUUCCAGAGUUUCAUAAUUAAAAUAAAAUUUAAAAAAAAAAAAAAAAACUUUGCUGUCCAAGAUAUGUCUUUUUUUUUUAAAAAAAAAUCUCUAUCACACCCUCUCUCCUGUCUUUUUGCCUUUCUUUCUCUGUCUGUCUAUCUAUCUAUCUAUCUCUUCCUCCUCCUUUCCCCUCUUUGUUGUCAUUGUUUGAUUAAAUAUAAUAUAAUGUAAUGAUAAUGAUUUAACAGAAAUUUUAUUACAUAAAAAAAAAAAGAACACAAAUGGAAAAAAAAUAAUAAAAAACAGAACUUUAGCAGGUGAGCCCCUGAUAUUAAAAACCCCUAAUCCUGCUGUGGACAGACAAAUUACCAGGGAGUUAUACAAGAAAAAUAAAAUGCAGGAUGUAAAAAAAAAAAACA
Messenger RNA from Octopus sinensis (East Asian common octopus), 10003 nucleotides. Its product is annotated as B-cell CLL/lymphoma 9 protein. Lineage: Eukaryota; Metazoa; Mollusca; Cephalopoda; Octopoda; Octopodidae. The coding region runs from base 893 to 6301 and encodes 1802 amino acids. The record is from RefSeq and is a predicted model, not a curated record. The transcript has 14 exons.